CAUCCAUCCAUAUCCAGCAUGGCUGCGGUCCUCCUCUGGGCUCUGGCCCUUCUCUCAGUGUGUGCAGCCACCCAGUCACAGAAGGGCUUCUGGGACUACUUCAGGCAGAGCAGCAGGGACAAAGGCAUGAUGGAGCAGGUCCAGCAGCAGAAGCUGGGGCGCGAGUCUGUGAGCUUCAAAGAGAGCCUCAAGCAAGACCUCAGCAAUAUGAACCAGUUACUGGAAAAACUGGGCUCCCUGAGUGGACAGGGGAAGGAGCCACCCAGUCUGGCACAGGACUCGGCGGGCAUGCGCCAACGGCUGCAGGCGGAGCUGGAGGAGGUGAGGGCCCGUCUGGAGCCCUACAUGGCCGAAAAGCACGAGCUGGUGGGCUGGAACUUGGAGCGCUUUCGGCAGCAGCUGAAGCCCUACACGGAGGAGCUGAUGGAGCAGGUGGGCCUGCGCGUCCAGGAGCUGCAGGAGCAGCUGCGCGUGGUGGGAGAAGACACGAAGGCCCAGCUGCUGGGGGGCGCGGACGAGGCCCUGGGGCUGCUGCGGGGCCUGCAGAGACGCGUGCGGCACCACACGGGCCGCGUCAAAGAGCUCCUCCACCCGUACGCGGAGCGCCUGCUGAGCGGCCUGGGCCGCCACGUGCGGGAGCUGCACCGCCGCGUGGCGCCCCACGCCGCCGCCAGCCCCGCCAGGCUCGGCCGCUGCGUGCAGAUGCUCUCGCACAAGCUCACCCUCCAGGCGCACGCCCUGCACUCCGGCAUCCAGCACAACCUGGACCAGCUGCGCCAAGAGCUGGGCGCCUUCGUCCGGGCGGAGGAGGGGACGGGGCCCGACCCCGGGCUGCUCUCCCGGGAAGUGCGCCAGCGCCUCCAGGCUUUCCGCCAGGACACCUAUCUCCAGAUUGCAGCGUUCACCCGUGCCAUCGACCAGGAGACCGAGGAGGUCCAGCAGCAGCUGGCACCGCCCCCGCCGGGCCACAGGGCCUUCGGCCCCGAGUUGGGACAAGCCGACGGUGGCAAGGCCCUGAGCGAGCUUCAGAAGCGUCUGGAUGACCUGUGGGAAGACAUCACCUACGGCCUUCAUGACCAGGGCCACAGCCCCUCCGGGGCGCCCUGAGGGUUUGCUGUGUUCUGGCUCGUUCCCCAGGCCCC
Messenger RNA from Perognathus longimembris pacificus (Pacific pocket mouse), 1142 nucleotides. It is a transcript of the gene Apoa5, whose product is annotated as apolipoprotein A5. Bases 19 to 1107 code for a protein of 362 amino acids. NCBI's taxonomy places the organism in Eukaryota, Metazoa, Chordata, Mammalia, Rodentia, Heteromyidae. Gene Ontology annotation, molecular function: cholesterol binding; phospholipid binding; phosphatidylcholine-sterol O-acyltransferase activator activity. Gene Ontology annotation, biological process: very-low-density lipoprotein particle remodeling; reverse cholesterol transport; cholesterol homeostasis. Gene Ontology annotation, cellular component: high-density lipoprotein particle; blood microparticle; extracellular region. The record is from RefSeq and is a predicted model, not a curated record. The transcript has 3 exons.